CAACAGACAGGGAGCGACACUAGCAUUUCCUGACACACACUCUCAGCAGACACAAAGAUGACGCUGGCACAACUCCUCAUCCUCCUCCUCACCAUCCUGGUGCACGCAGCAUCUGCUUUCCCAAAUGACAGGAGAGCUCAGCCCGGCCGGGACAAACACGCCUCCUGGGACGAUGUGAACGUGGUGGCUCACGGCCUCCUGCAGCUGGGCCAGGGCCUGAAGGAGCACGUGGACAAGACCAAGGCCCAGAUGAGGGACGUCAACGCCAAACUCAAGGCCUUCAACGGCACGGUGGCCGAGCUGCAGAAGAGGCAGCAGGAGCAAGAUGAAGCUCUCAAGAAGACCAGGGGUGCAGAGGUGGCUGAAGAGGUGAGGCUGAAGAUGGAGGGGGUGAAGCAGCAGAGCGAGGACAUCAACUCCAGGAUGGACAGACUGGAGGAGAAGGUGGACCAGGUGCUCGUGGGGCCGAAACUAGACAGCAACUACAGCGAUCACUCAGGAGUCCCAUUCAUGCAGAGGCUGCUGGCUGCUCAGAACAGACGGAUCGACGAGGUGGUGGAGAAAAUCAAGCAGCAGCAAAGCAAACUGGAGAAGCAGAGUCUGCACCUGCAAGCGCUGCAGGACAAGUUUGCACAUAAAAGAGUAAAAUCGCACCGACGCAGAGAUGAGGAGACGGCGCUGAGAGGAAAGGCCGAGCAAAACAAAGACACAUCAGAUCUGCCCAGAGACUGUCACGACCUGUUUGUACGAGGGCAGCGAGCCAGCGGCAUCUACUCGAUCCAGCCCAAGAGCUCGGAGCCGUUCAACGUCCUCUGUGAAAUGACUUCAGAUGCAGGAUGGACCGUCAUCCAGAAACGCCAAGACGGAUCCCAGAAGUUCAACCAGCUGUGGGAAAGCUACAAGAAAGGCUUCGGCAGUCUGAAUGGUGAGUUCUGGCUCGGCCUGGAGAACAUCCGCUCCCUGUCCACACAAGGCCAGUACGUCCUGCAGGUGGAGCUGUCUGAUCGGGCAGGUGAGCAGCAGACCACGCGGUACCAGUUCAACCUGGACGGAGAAGAGAAGAAGUACGCUGUGCACCUGGAGCAGGAGGCUUCAGCCGGAGUUCAGGAGGACAUCUUCACCACCGGAGCCUCCGGUGUCUCCUUCUCAACGGCCGACAGAGACAAUGACCUCGCUGCAGACGCCAACUGUGCCGAGCUGCUCUCAGGAGGUUGGUGGUUCAGCCGCUGUGGAGAAUCAAACCUCAACGGCAGAUAUCCCAGAAGGCCGAGCGAGCUGAGGAAACGGCGGCACGGGAGACAAGAGAUGUUUUGGACCAGGAAGGGACAAGAUAGCUCUCUGAAGACAACGCUGCUGAAGAUCACCCCCGCCACGAGAAAACAAUAAACUGUCUCAGUGUCUCAAAAACAAACAGGAAGAGACCCAAGAAGAAGACAAGAGUUUAACUUUAAAUGUUGAAAUCAUCCCAAUCUGCUGAGCACGUUAAUAAUCUCUCCUGUCUCUAUGAUAUUUCUAUGCUAUGCUAUAUGAUAUCUAUCGUCUGUCAUAUUGACGUUCUUUAUUCCCUUUGUAAGGGUUUUAUGUCUUGAUCUUAUUUCAUGAUUAUUUGCUGUUUGUGUUUUAAUGACGUUUUACUUCAACAGUGUUGUUUCUUACUGUUCACAUUCAUACACUUCAAUGUUUUAUAUUUUAUUUGAGUGAAGGAGAUGGAAAUAAAAGUUUUUAAAGCUUAAA
Messenger RNA from Hippoglossus stenolepis (Pacific halibut), 1734 nucleotides. RefSeq names its product angiopoietin-related protein 4-like. Lineage: Eukaryota; Metazoa; Chordata; Actinopteri; Pleuronectiformes; Pleuronectidae. The record is from RefSeq and is a predicted model, not a curated record. Bases 58 to 1386 code for a protein of 442 amino acids. The transcript has 7 exons. Gene Ontology annotation, molecular function: enzyme inhibitor activity. Gene Ontology annotation, biological process: triglyceride homeostasis.